Molecule: messenger RNA, 2289 nt
Organism: Octodon degus (degu)
Lineage: Eukaryota; Metazoa; Chordata; Mammalia; Rodentia; Octodontidae
Product: pyruvate dehydrogenase (acetyl-transferring) kinase isozyme 2, mitochondrial
Exons: 11
Coding region: 171-1394 (407 amino acids)
Biological process (GO): protein phosphorylation; regulation of glucose metabolic process
Cellular component (GO): mitochondrion
Molecular function (GO): pyruvate dehydrogenase (acetyl-transferring) kinase activity
Source: RefSeq, a predicted model, not a curated record
AUUGGCCCGGUCGGGGCGUCGCGGCGAUCUGAUUGGCUAGGCGUCGGAGGGGUUGUCAGGGCCAGGUCGGGAGGCGGCGGCCGGAUUUGGGCCGCGGGGCUGGAGUGGGCUGAGCGGGACUCUAGCGCUACCCGCCCGGGGACAGCAGCCGAGCCGCGGGCGCCGACGCCAUGCGCUGGGUCCGGGCGCUGCUGAAGAAUGCGUCCCUGGCAGGGGCGCCCAAGUACAUCGAGCACUUCAGCAAGUUCUCCCCGUCCCCCCUGUCUAUGAAACAGUUUCUGGACUUUGGGUCCAGCAAUGCCUGCGAGAAGACCUCCUUCACCUUCCUCCGGCAGGAGCUGCCCGUGCGCCUGGCCAACAUCAUGAAGGAGAUCAACCUGCUCCCUGACCGGGUGCUCGGCACGCCCUCAGUGCAGCUGGUACAGAGCUGGUAUGUUCAGAGCCUGCUGGACAUCAUGGAGUUCCUGGACAAGGACCCUGAGGACCACCGCACCCUGAAUCAGUUCACGGAUGCCCUGGUCACUAUCCGGAACCGGCACAACGACGUGGUACCCACCAUGGCCCAGGGCGUGCUGGAGUACAAGGACGCCUAUGGUGACGACCCGGUCUCCAACCAGAACAUCCAGUACUUCCUGGACCGCUUCUACCUCAGCCGCAUCUCCAUCCGCAUGCUUAUCAACCAGCACACCCUCAUCUUUGAAGGCAGCACCAACCCGGCGCACCCCAAACACAUUGGCAGCAUCGACCCCAACUGCAGCGUGUCGGAGGUGGUGAAAGAUGCCUACGACAUGGCCAAGCUCCUGUGUGACAAGUAUUACAUGGCCUCACCUGACCUGGAGAUCCAGGAGGUCAACGCUGCCAACACUACCCAACCCAUCCACAUGGUCUACGUCCCCUCCCACCUCUACCAUAUGCUCUUUGAACUCUUCAAGAACGCCAUGCGGGCCACCGUAGAAAGCCAUGAGUCUAGCCUUGUUCUCCCCCCUAUCAAGGUCAUGGUGGCCUUGGGUGAAGAAGAUCUGUCCAUCAAAAUGAGUGACCGAGGUGGGGGUGUUCCUUUGAGGAAGAUUGAGCGCCUCUUCAGCUACAUGUACUCCACGGCCCCCACACCCCAGCCCGGCACUGGGGGCACCCCGCUGGCUGGCUUCGGUUACGGGCUGCCCAUCUCCCGCCUCUAUGCCAAGUACUUCCAGGGGGACCUACAGCUCUUCUCCAUGGAAGGCUUUGGGACUGACGCUGUCAUCUAUCUCAAGGCCCUGUCCACGGACUCGGUUGAGCGCCUGCCAGUCUACAACAAGUCUGCCUGGCGCCACUACCAGACCAUCCAGGAGGCCGGUGACUGGUGUGUGCCUAGCACGGAGCCCAAGAACACGUCCACGUAUCGGGUCAGCUAGGGGCCUCCUGCGCCCGCAAGCAAGAGGACAGACCACUGCCUCUGGGUCUGGCCACCACAGGGGCCCCCAUCCCUCCCUCCAGAGGUGAGAGUGGGGGUGUCUUCUUGAUGACCAGGCCCUAUCUCUCUGUGGAAGUCCCUGGGUGAUUGAUUGGUGGUGGUUCCUAAGUGCCAAUCUGUCUCCAUGGAGAUACCAAGUUGGUCUCCCUGGGGUGCAGUCUUCGUAGGUGAUGCCUGAGGGCCAGGGGUCAUGGCUCCACCCGAUAGGGUGCCCCAGAUGCCCUGUGCCAUGGCAGUCCCUGUCCCGGAUCCCGGGUGCCCCCUCACUGCCUGCAUAGCCCUGGUCUUCCAAGUGGAUGCCCUGCUUACCCCAUGGUCUCCCAUUAGGGCACAGUGCCCCAGCCGCUGUCAGUGUCAGGAGGGGUCCAGGUGCCCCCGCACCUAGGCAUGAGUGGGAAACGGGUGCACUCUUGGCCCUGGUUUGGGGCCUGGUCUUAGAGUUUCCCCCUGCACUCUGGGCAUUAAGAUCAAGGUGGGAUGGGCACAGCUCUUGCCCAAGGCUCACCCCUAACAGGGAGGAACCCAAGAGACUGCAGAGGUCACCCGCCCAGCCACGGACCCUUGGUGACCUUGGCUGCGGUGGCACUGCCUCCUGUGCCCUGGCCCAGCAUGUCUGCACAUGCACAGCCCACCCUCCCCAACAUACCUGCCCUGUCCUGCCUGAGCCCCAAACCCCAGAGUCCCGGUGGCUUCCUCCCUGGGAUAGUCUCUGUACAUAGCUAGUUUUUUAACCCUGGGUGCCAGCCCCCAAGAACAUGAGAGGUGAAAGCUGUGUGCUCCUCCCCGUGGCUGUGACAGUGACAUCACAGUAAAGAAGAGAAUGAAUGAGACCAUGA